Molecule: messenger RNA, 1897 nt
Organism: Peromyscus californicus insignis
Lineage: Eukaryota; Metazoa; Chordata; Mammalia; Rodentia; Cricetidae
Gene: Fubp3
Product: far upstream element binding protein 3
Biological process (GO): regulation of gene expression
Cellular component (GO): nucleus; cytoplasm
Molecular function (GO): mRNA binding
Source: RefSeq, a predicted model, not a curated record
CCUUUCCGGCUACGGGUCCCGGAGCGGAGCGGGAGGCCGGACCGGGGAAGCGGAGCGACGGCGGCGGCGGCGGCGGCGGGGUCGGCCAUGGCGGAGCUGGUGCAGGGGCAGAACGCUCCGGUGGGCAUGAAGGCUGAGGGCUUCGUGGACGCCCUGCACCGGGUCCGGCAGAUUGCUGCUAAAAUUGAUUCAAUUCCUCACUUGAAUAAUUCCACACCCUUGGUGGACCCCUCGGUGUACGGAUAUGGAGUACAGAAACGGCCCCUGGAUGAUGGAGUAGGUAACCAGUUAGGGGCCUUGGUACAUCAAAGGGCAGUAAUAACAGAAGAAUUCAAAGUGCCUGAUAAAAUGGUUGGAUUUAUUAUUGGCAGGGGAGGUGAGCAGAUUUCACGAAUUCAAGCAGAAUCUGGUUGCAAAAUUCAGAUUGCCUCAGAGAGUUCUGGGAUUCCAGAGAGGCCCUGUGUACUUACCGGAACCCCAGAAAGUAUUGAACAAGCCAAACGGCUCCUGGGGCAGAUUGUGGACCGCUGUCGGAAUGGCCCUGGCUUUCACAAUGACAUAGAUAGCAACAGCACAAUCCAGGAGCUUCUCAUCCCUGCAUCUAAAGUGGGUCUGGUCAUCGGCAAAGGAGGGGAGACAAUCAAGCAGCUGCAGGAGCGGACAGGUGUGAAAAUGGUCAUGAUCCAGGAUGGCCCACUGCCCACAGGAGCAGACAAGCCUCUCCGCAUCACUGGAGACCCGUUUAAAGUACAGCAAGCAAGAGAAAUGGUCCUAGAGAUCAUCCGAGAGAAAGACCAGGCUGACUUUCGGGGUGUGCGUGGCGAUUUCACCUCCAGAGCAGGAGGAGGUAGUAUAGAGGUGUCUGUGCCUAGGUUUGCUGUUGGGAUUGUCAUAGGAAGAAAUGGAGAAAUGAUCAAAAAGAUCCAGAAUGAUGCUGGUGUGAGGAUCCAAUUCAAACCAGACGAUGGGAUUAGUCCAGAAAGAGCAGCACAGGUCAUGGGCCCUCCAGAUCGGUGUCAGCAUGCAGCGCACAUCAUCAAUGAGCUCAUUCUCACAGCGCAGGAAAGAGAUGGCCUUGGAGGCCUGGCGGUAGCUAGAGGAAGAGGCCGUGGCCGUGGGGACUGGAGUUUGGGCACUCCUGGUAGUGUCCAGGAAAUUACAUACACAGUGCCAGCUGAUAAAUGUGGCCUUGUAAUUGGCAAAGGGGGCGAGAACAUAAAAAACAUCAACCAGCAAUCAGGUGCGCAUGUGGAGCUUCAGCGGAACCCCCCUCCUAACACCGACCCCAACCUGCGGAUAUUUACCAUCAGGGGCGCUCCUCAGCAGAUCGAGGUGGCCAGGCAUCUCAUAGAUGAGAAAGUUGGCGGUGCCGGCCUCGGAGCCCCUGCAGCCUUCGGACAGAGCCCCUUCAGCCAGCCACCAGCUGCGCCACAUCAAAACGCCUUUCCUCCCAGGGGCUUCCCCAACAUCGCUGCUAAAGUUAACGGGAACCCCCACAGCACCCCUGUGAGUGGCCCUCCAGCUUUUCUGACCCAGGGCUGGGGCAGCACUUACCAGGCUUGGCAGCAGCCCACACAAGUCCCAAGCCAGCAGAGCCAGCCACAGAGCAGCCAGCCCGACUACAGCAAGGCCUGGGAGGACUAUUACAAAAAGCAGAGUCACAGCACCAGUGCUGCUCCACAGACCAGCUCCCCACCGGACUACACGAUGGCCUGGGCCGAGUACUACAGGCAGCAGGCCGCCUUCUACGGGCAGACUUUAGGGCAGGCUCAGGCCCACAGCCAGGAGCAGUAGAUGGGCGUCUGCAGCGGCUCUUCCCCGAAAUCAGUGUGAGAAAAACCUGUUUGUUACAGAGAUUUUUAGAUUUGCAAACCUUUCAAUGAAGAACUUUUGUUUU